Molecule: messenger RNA, 4185 nt
Organism: Brassicogethes aeneus
Lineage: Eukaryota; Metazoa; Arthropoda; Insecta; Coleoptera; Nitidulidae
Source: the annotation of a GenBank genome assembly
CAAGGUUUUUGCAUUUGUUUUUAGAGUUCCAUGCUUCAGGAUUUUAGGUGCAUUUUUGCGUUUUAAAUGAACUUGCAGCGAUUUUACUGUUUUUCCGCGUUAAUUUAGUGAUUUACAAGGUUUAUAAUGUACGAAUCGUUGUACAAUGAUGAAAAAGAAAAAGCGCUGGAGACAGAAAACACAAACGAAAUGGAUUUGCCCCUUAGUUUCACAGAAGACAGGCAUACUGAGAUUAUUGAAGGAAUCGACUACAUCAAGCAGGCGUGGAGGAUGAAAGAAAGAAUGAAAACUGUCAGUGUUGCCUUAGUUUUGUGUUUGAAUGUGGGUGUUGAUCCUCCAGAUGUAGUCAAAACACAACCAUGUGCAAGACUCGAAUGCUGGAUAGAUCCACUUUCAAUGUCACCUCAGAAAGCUUUGGACAUGAUAGGGCAAAAUUUGCAGACGCAGUAUGAAAGAUGGCAACCUCGGGCGCGAUACAAACAGUCUUUAGACCCCACCUCCGAGGAGGUUAAGAAAUUGUGCUCCUCGUUGAGGAGGAAUGCCAAAGAAGAACGCGUUUUGUUUCACUACAACGGUCAUGGAGUUCCUAAGCCCACUGAAAAUGGGGAAAUAUGGGUUUUUAACAGAACCUUUACACAAUACAUUCCUUUAUCAAUAUAUGAUUUACAAAGUUGGAUGGGAUCACCCUCUAUUUAUGUCUAUGAUUGUUCAAGUGCUGGUAUCAUUGUAAAAUCAUUUAAAAAGUUUGCCAACCAACACGAAUCUGAAUUUGAGUUGGCUAGUGCGCAGAACAGAGGCGCAUCGCCGUCUCAAAGGGGCGUGUCCCCGGCAGCGCCAACUUACAGCAAUUGCAUCCAGUUGGCCGCUUGCGGCGAGACUCAAAUUUUGCCGAUGAAUCCUAACUUACCGGCCGAUCUGUUCACCUCCUGCUUGACCACGCCCAUCAAGGUGGCGCUGAAGUGGUGGAAGUUGCAGCCUACUGCCAAGUUGGUGCCCAAAAUCAGCAUGGAGUUGAUCGAUGAAAUUCCAGGGCAAAUAACUGAUAGAAGGACAAUGUUAGGGGAAUUAAAUUGGAUAUUUACUGCCAUUACAGAUACUAUAGCUUGGAAUGUUUUACCUAGAGAACUAUUUCAAAAACUGUUCCGCCAAGACCUGUUGGUGGCAAGCUUAUUCCGCAACUUCCUGCUAGCAGAACGCAUAAUGCGUUCCUGCGACUGCACGCCGGUCAGUUCUCCACCCCUCCCGCCCACAUUUCAGCACCACAUGUGGGAGGCAUGGGACCUAACGUUGGACCUAAGCAUGGGCCAAUUGCACAGCAUCGUGCAAGAAAAAAAACCCUUCCAGCAUCUGCCCUUUUUCGAGGAGCAACUAACCGCCUUCCAGGUGUGGUUAGAGCUCGGUAAGUGCUCUGAGGAGAGAAACCCGCCUGAACAACUGCCAAUAGUACUGCAAGUACUCCUAAGCCAGGUGCACAGAAUGCGCGCGCUAGAAUUGCUCGGGAAGUUUUUAGAUUUGGGCCCUUGGGCUGUCAACUUGGCCCUGUCAGUGGGGAUAUUUCCCUACGUCCUGAAAUUACUGCAAAGUAAUGCUAAGGAGUUGAGGCCCUUGUUGGUGUUUAUAUGGGCUAAAAUUUUGGCCGUCGACAAUACUUGUCAGGGUGAUUUAGUGAGGGACAACGGUCACAAAUAUUUCUUGUCUGUUCUGCAAGAUACAACAAUAUUGAGUGAAACGAGGACUCAGGCGACUUUUGUCUUGGCCUCGAUCGUGACCGAUUACAGGGACGGUCAAGAGGCCGCAGUUCAAGGCUCUUUGGUCAGCAUCUGCCUGGAACAAUUGAACGACCCUUGCCCGUUGCUACGGCAAUGGGUGGCCAUUUGCCUGGGCAAGAUCUGGGACAGGUACGAUUCGGCGCGGUGGACCGGCGUCAGGGACAUCGCCCACGAAAAGUUGUACACGUUGCUUAAGGAUUCCUAUCCGGAGGUCAGAGCAGCGGCCGUAUACGCUCUAGGCACUUUCAUAAACAGCGUCACGGAACGUUCGGAACACGCCAACAACAUCGACCACGGUAUCGUUAUGACGUUGGUGACGACGAUGAUAGACGACAUGAGCUGUCUAGUGCGCAAAGAGCUCGUUAACGCGCUGCAGUGGGUUGUUCUGGCCUUCGAGCAGAGUUUCGUUAGUGUCGCCAGAAAAGAAUCGCAGUUGUCUCAGGACUACUACAGUAGUUCGAAUGUUUCAACGCCCACGAGUCUAAGAAGGAUAUCUAGCAGGGAUAGACUUAGAGUAAACGACGAUUCUCUGGAAAGAAUGAAACGCGUUAACUCGAGUUCCUCGAUAAACAACAUGAGUCAGCAAAGGAUGACUUCCAGCCAUUCGGGUAGCUUGGGGACUUUACCGGGGCUCAGUUUUGGGUCGGUGUACAUGAAAAUUUGGUUGGCAUUGUGCGCGUUGGAAACAGACCCACACCCGGAUGUGUCUGCCAUGUGCAAAACCGUCACCAACCACAUCAGAACCAUGGUCAAGGAACAAAUAGAAUCGGCUGAGAACAGGAUGAAUUCGAGCAUAAGUCUACCCCCGAGUCCCAACAGGGGGGCAACGUACUUGUCGGGUGAAAGUCCCCCAAGUUUGAGUACCAACCUCAACAACAGUCGAAAUAUGAGCAGGUCGAGUAGAUCGAAAUUGAACCAAAGCAUAAUAAAUGAGGAUGACGACAAGGGUCAAGCUUUGAGGAAACCUUUGGUUUCCUCAAAAUUUGUCGAGUGGUCCGCAAAGAGGUUUGCCCAAAAGCGGAAAGGGUCUUAUGUUGACCCCGAAUCGCAAAAAUAUUAUGAAAGGGAUUGGCGGCAAUCAAGAAACAAUAACAUUAGAACGGAAUCGUUAGACGAGCAAAAACGAGUGCGAACUUGCAAAAUCGAGUCGCAAGUUUUCCAUACUAGAACGCCGCUAGCGCCAUCUAUACUGCAGUUGCAUCCUUACGAUCAACAGAUUGCUGUUUCGGGAAAGGAUAGUUUCGCGAUUUGGGACUGGGGUACCGGAGCCAAAGUCAGCGGCUGCCACAACAAAUCCAGCAAGUCGCCUUCGAGUCGCAUCACGGCUUUGGAGUGGAUCAACGGGCACGAUUCCGCCAUGAUCCUCGUCGCGGCCGAGGACGGCUCGGUCAAGCUGUACCGGCCCAACGCCGGCACGAGCAGCUCGCCGGUUUUGGUCAGCGCGUGGCAGGCCUUCAACGACCUGCGGCUGCCCAAACUGUCAGGCGUCCUCCUGACGUGGGAGCAAUACACGCAAACCCUUAUCACGGCCGGCGACCACCGCUGCAUCAGGUUCUGGGACGCGGCCCGCGAGCUGCGAGCCUUCGACCUCGCGACCGGGACCGACGCCUCGGUCACGUGCAUGGACUCUACGCACGCCGGCGGGCGCUACGAGACGGGCUCGGCCAAGAGCCGCCGCGCCGACGACCUGAUACUGGCCCCUCGCGGUCCCCGGUUGGGUUACACGGCGGUCGGGUGCUCGGACGGUUCCGUUCGACUGUUCGAUCGGCGAAUGAACCCCGCCGACGCCAGGGUUAAGGUGUGGAUGGACAUGAACGGCGCCGUGCUGUCGUUGCUGCUCAAAGACGACAUAAUCGUUUGUGGAAGUAAAACCGGACAAGUCAAAGUAUUCGACGUGAGGAAAAACGAAGCAAUUCACACGAACUUACUGCCGAGCGGCGAGAUGUCGUGCAUGUCGAUACACAGAUCCGCCAGCACUUAUGCAUGCGGCUCCUCGAACCAGUGCGUCAACAUCUACACGCUGAACGGCACGCUGGUGAACAGCAUCCGCUUCUACGAGGGCUUCAUGAGCCUGCGCGCCGGUCCCGUCACCUGCCUCAACUACCAUCCGCACAAGAUGGCGCUGGCCACCGGCACCUCCGAUAGCAGCAUCAACGUGCACACGUUGGAGGGGCGCAGGUGACGCGAUUCGCAUCCCUAGACCCUGCUGCGCGGCUUCCUGGGCCACUGUUGAGAUUUUUUCGUUUCGGCCCGGGCAAGGUAAAAAUAAGUUGCCGUCUCCACAAUCCACGCAACAAGGUCUGUUCUAUCUCGCACUAAAAAUACAAAGAAUCACUGCAACACUGCACAGUAGGGUGAUUCAUUUCCGCAAAGUUUUUGUUUUUUUUCGGUGCUCAAGCAAAAUAUUAAUCUGCAU